GCGCCCGAGGGCUUCCUGAACUUCGGCAAGGUCCCGCUGGGGGGCGGCUUCGAGCUGAACCUCGACAUCCCGGAGACCGGCAUCGUCAACAUCGCCGUGCUCAUCGCGGGCCUCCUCUACCUGCUCGGGCCCCUCCUCAGCGAGUCGAUGGCCACGCGCGAGAAGGAGAUCCAGGGCGACAUCGACGACGCCAUCGCCAAGUUCAACGAGGCGACCAGCCGCCUGGCAGAGGCGGAGAAGGCCCAGGCGCAGGCCAACGAGGUGAUCGCGGAGAUCAACGCGAGCAUCGACAAGGACAAGGCCGAGUUCGAGGCCUCCCUGAAGGCCAACAUGGAGAACACGCUCGCCCGCCAGGAAGCGGCCGCCAAGCAGGCCAUCAAGGACAUGGAGGAUGGUGCGGCAAGCCGCAUCGAGUCCUACAUCAGCACCACGGCGAUCGAGCGCGGGAUGAAGGAGCUGAAGGCCCUGGAUGCCAGCAAGAAGGACAAGUACAUGGACAUGGCCAUCGAUGAGCUGUGA
Messenger RNA from Prorocentrum cordatum, 519 nucleotides. Lineage: Eukaryota; Dinophyceae; Prorocentrales; Prorocentraceae. The record is from the annotation of a GenBank genome assembly.